AUGAAGAAAUAUUCAUCAUUUUUGCACUUCCACGAAUCGGAUUGUGACAUAGGAGGGUCUUCAACUUGUGAAUCUGUGCUUUCUUUCAACACAGAAAAAAUUCUGAGUCAAGCGAAGUUGCUUGCAGAGCAAAAACGGUUUCCAUUUGCUACGGACAAUGACAACACAAAUGAAGAAUUGGCAAUUGCUUAUGUGUUGAUUGGCAACGGCUUGUAUGAUGAAGCCAUACGACAUUUCUCAACAAUGCUGCAGGAAGAACCAGAGCUGGUUAGUGCAAUUUAUGGGCGAGGGAUAGCGUAUGGAAAAAAAGGACUACAUGAUAUGAAAAAUGCUGAACUUGCUCUGUUUGAGCUGAGUAGGGUGAUUAGUCUAGAACCAGAUCAUCCUGAAGUAUUCGAACAGCGAGCAGAAAUAUUGUCCCCACUAGGACGAAUCAGUGAAGCGUUAUCUGAUCUCACCAAAGCUAUUCAGCUACAACCAUCAGCACGUCUCUACAGGCACAGAGGUACCCUUUACUUCAUAUCUGAGGAUUAUGCAACAGCCCAUGAAGAUUUUCAGCACUCGUUGGAACUGAACAAAAACCAGCCUAUAGCUAUGCUUUAUAAAGGCUUAACCUUUUUUCACAGAGGACUUUUGAAGGAAGCCAUUGAGUCAUUCAAAGAAGCUCUGAAGCAGAAAGCAGACUUCAUAGAUGCAUAUAAAAGUCUGGGACAAGCCUACAGAGAACUUGGCAACUUCGAUGCUGCCACAGAGAGCUUCCAGAAGGCUUUGCUGCUAAAUCAAAAUCAUGUUCAGACAUUACAGCUCAAAGGAAUGAUGCUUUAUCAUCAUGGUAGCUUAGAUGAAGCACUAAAGAAUUUUAAGAGAUGUCUACAGCUAGAGCCGUACAAUGAAGUAUGCCAGUACAUGAAAGGUCUCAGCCAUGUUGCAAUGGGACAGUUUUAUGAAGGCAUAAAAGCUCAGACUAAAGUUAUGUUAAAUGAUCCACUACCGGGUCAGAAGGCCAGCCCAGAAUAUCUGAAAGUGAAAUACCUCCGAGAGUAUUCUAGAUACUUGCAUGCGCAUUUGGAUACCCCUCUUACAGAGUAUAAUAUUGAUAUAGAUCUUCCUGGAAAUUUCAAGGACCACUGGGCCAAAAAUCUUCCUUUUCUCAUAGAAAAUUAUGAAGAACAGCCAGGGUUACAGCCACAUAUAAAAGAUGUGUUAUUUCAGAAUUUUGAAAGCUAUAAGCCUGAUGUGCAAGAACUCAUAUGUGCAGCUGAUCAUCUGGGUUCCAUGAUGCAGUAUGAGACACCAGGAUUUCUUCCAAAUAAAAGAAUACAUAGAGCAAUGGGGCUGGCCACUCUGGAAGUAAUGCAAGCUGUGCAGCGGACUUGGGCAAACUCAAAAGUUAGAAUGAACGGGAAAACCAGACUGAUGCAGUGGAGAGAUAUGUUUGAUAUUGCUGUGAAGUGGCGAAGGAUAGCUGACCCUGACCAGCCUGUGCUUUGGUUGGACCAAAUGCCUGCCCGAAGCCUUAGCAGAGGUUUCAAUAAUCACAUUAACUUAAUCAGGGGACAGGUCAUUAACAUGCGGUACCUGGAAUAUUUUGAGAAAAUUCUUCAUUUUAUCAAAGAUAGGAUCCUUGUUUAUCAUGGUGCUAAUAAUCCAAAAGGACUAUUAGAGGUUCGAGAAGCUUUGGAAAAGGUACAUAAAGUAGAAGAUCUUCUUCCCAUAAUGAAGCAGUUUAACAGUAAAACAAGAGAUGGGUUUACUGUGAACACAAAAGUCCCCAGCCUCAAGGAUCAAGGGAAAGAAUAUGAUGGAUUCACAAUUACAAUAACAGGAGAUAAAGUGGGGAACAUAUUAUUUUCAGUAGAAACUCAGACAACAGAAGAGAGAACACAGCUGUAUCAUGCAGAAAUAGAUGCGCUAUAUAAGGAUCUAACAGCCAAAGGAAAAAUUCUAAUUCUGUCUGCAGAGCUGGGGGAAGUAGAUGCUGUUUGCAACUUGAUCCUGUCAUUAGUUUAUUACUUCUAUAAUUUAAUGCCACUUUCAAGAGGAUCUAGUGUGAUAGCUUAUUCAGUGAUCAUGGGAGCACUAAUGGCAAGUGGAAAAGAAGUAUCAGGAAAAAUCCCUAAAGGAAAGCUGGUUGAUUUUGAAGCAAUGACAGCACCAGGGUCUGAAGCUUUUAGCAAAGUAGCAAGGAGCUGGAUGAAUCUAAAAAGUAUUUCACCUUCUUACAAGAGUCUACCAUCAGUAUCAGAGACUUUUCCAACCCUGAGAACGAUGAUUGAAGUACUAAAUACAGACUCAUCUCAUUGUCUAAGAAAAACUAUAGUUGUUGUAUAAUUUAUACAAAUAAAAGGCCAAGAGGUACUGCUUCAUA
Egretta garzetta (little egret) is the source of this 2368-nucleotide messenger RNA. It is a transcript of the gene TTC13, whose product is annotated as tetratricopeptide repeat domain 13. Gene Ontology annotation, molecular function: protein binding. The transcript is spliced from 23 exons. The record is from RefSeq and is a predicted model, not a curated record. Bases 1 to 2331 code for a protein of 776 amino acids. Lineage: Eukaryota; Metazoa; Chordata; Aves; Pelecaniformes; Ardeidae.